AUGCUGCUGUGGUUUCCCGUCUUCUCUGCUCUGGCUCUCAGAGCCUGGGGGGACUCCCCACAGUUCUCCUGGAAUGAAACCCAAGCCAGAGGAUUGUCAGAGAAGCUUUGGGACCUGUUUGUUGGCAUCUUACAUCUGACAGUGACAGGGCUUCCCUCAGAGAGUGUGCCCACCAUUGUCCCCCGCAAGGAGUGGGGGGCAAGAUCACUGACGUGCAGUGCCCCGUUGACCCUGCCUGUGGCCUAUGUCAUCACAGACCAGGUCUUGGGGAUGGAGUGCGAGGUGGGGGAGGCCUGCAGCGCGCGGCUGCGGGACCUUCAGUCCCACUCUGUCUACACCAAAGGCUGGUGUGACGUGGCCUACAACUUCCUGGUUGGGGACGAUGGCCGGGUGUAUGAAGGUGUGGGCUGGAAUGUCCAAGGCGUGCACACCCAGGGCUACAACAACAUCUCCUUGGGGCUCGCCUUCUUCGGCAAUAAGAUAGGCAUUAGUCCCAGCCCUGCUGCCUUAUCAGCUGCAGAGGGCCUGAUCUUGUAUGCCAUCCGGAAAGGUCACCUGUCAUCCAGGUAUAUUCAGCCACUAAUCUUGAAAGAGGAGAUCUGCCUGGCCCCUCAACAGCCAGUGAUGCCCAGGAAAGCUUGCCCCAACAUCAUCACGCGGUCAACUUGGGAAGCCAGAGAGACACACUGUCCUAAAAUGAAUCUCCCCGCCAAAUACGUCAUCAUCAUCCACACGGUUGGGUUACCCUGCACAGUGUCCAUGGACUGCCAGAUUUAUGUCCGAGAUCUACAGUCCUACCACAUGGAUGCCAGGGGCUUCUGUGACAUCGGGUAUAACUUCCUGGUGGGUGAGGACGGUGGUGUGUAUGAAGGAGUUGGCUGGAAUAUCCAAGGAAGUCACAGCUAUGGGCACAAUGAUUUUGCCCUGGGAAUCGCCUUCAUGGGCAAUUUUAUGGAAAAGGCACCGAAUGCCGCAGCGCUGGAGGUAGCCCAGGACCUGAUCGAAUGUGCUGUGAACAAGGGGUACCUGAUUCCCAACUACCUCCUGGUGGGGCACAGGGAUGUGAUCAGUACCCUAUCUCCUGGGCAGGCCUUAUACGACAUCAUUAAGUCUUGGCCUCAUUUCAAACACUGA
This is a messenger RNA of Talpa occidentalis (Iberian mole), 1134 nucleotides long. RefSeq names its product peptidoglycan recognition protein 3 (gene PGLYRP3). Gene Ontology annotation, biological process: peptidoglycan catabolic process. Bases 1 to 1134 code for a protein of 377 amino acids. The transcript is spliced from 9 exons. The record is from RefSeq and is a predicted model, not a curated record. NCBI's taxonomy places the organism in Eukaryota, Metazoa, Chordata, Mammalia, Eulipotyphla, Talpidae. Gene Ontology annotation, molecular function: N-acetylmuramoyl-L-alanine amidase activity; zinc ion binding.